This is a messenger RNA of Gadus macrocephalus (Pacific cod), 2851 nucleotides long. RefSeq lists its product as uncharacterized. Bases 1526 to 2851 code for a protein of 441 amino acids. The transcript has 4 exons. The record is from RefSeq and is a predicted model, not a curated record. NCBI's taxonomy places the organism in Eukaryota, Metazoa, Chordata, Actinopteri, Gadiformes, Gadidae.
ACUACCUGUCCGUUUCUGGACUGUCUCCGAGGUCCUAACACGUUACAAAAGGUCCGAACAAUUCCGAACGAGGUCCGAACACAUUCCUAUCGAGAUCAGAGAGUUUCAAACGAGGUCCGAACAAGGUCCGAACACGGUCCGAACACUGAUUCCGAACUGUGUAGGUCACGUGACCGAGGAGGAGUGGUUAUCAUGGUGGUUAUUGCUUUAGAGUGGCAGCCAUUCUUUUCCACCGCAUCACAACAGACUCGGGGAAAAAGAUGACUAAGACAGGAAAGCCAGACAGCUACUUGAGGGACCUCUGCAUAAAAUAUGCCCAGGGCCAAUUCCGCUUCUCGACUGGCAAACGGCCAGGGGCCAAGAAAUGGAAAAAGGCCUUGGAGAGCCUCGAUGCUUGCCCCCUGCAGAGCCAUAGUGCUAGUAAGGAUCUGUUCGGGAGAAGCCUUCAGUGCUCCUGUGGGUUCCACAAGGUAUGUGAAAUUAUUUUCCCCUGUGGGUUCCACAAGGUAAGUGAGUUAUUUACUAAUUGAUUGUUUACAGGUUUGCUUGUUCUUUCCUCUGGUGGGCUUCAGUGAUUUUGCAGUAAUGCCUGAUGUAUUUUAACAACUGGAGAAAACUAGUAGUGUAGGAUUCUUAGGUGUAUGUAGCAUGGCCCCUCUUUGUGUACCCCCCCCCCCCCCCCCAGCCAGCAGAUCUGUCAUCAAGAGCUGGGUCCAGUGAGGCAGGAGUAGUUGAGACGGAGGCAGGGCGAGUCCGAGUCGGCUCAGAGGCAGGAAGAGGAGACACGGAUGCAGGGGGAGCCCGGUCCCACACAGAGGCAGAGGCAGAGGCAGGGAGAGGAGACAAGGAGGCAGGGAGAAGAGACACAGAGACAAGGAGAGGAGUCACGGAUGCAGGGGGAGCCCGGUCCCACACAGAGGCAGAGGCAGGGAGAGGAGACAAGGAGUCAGGGGCAUCAGUGGCAGGACAGGAAGUGCAGUGCUAUGGGUGCAACCAGCUUGUGGAGGCAGCACAUUUUUCAGAGCACCUGUCUGACCACCAAACUCAGGAUACGUGUGACACCUGUGGGGCCAAGGUGCUGGGUACUGUUGAUCUUUUGAACCAUAUUCAACAGGUUCACUAUGCAGGAUUCGUUAUGCCAUCAAUGCAAAAGCCAACAGUACAAACACCGAAGCCAACGCCAUCACCACCGAAGCCCACACUACUACCACCGAUGCCAACGCCAUCUCUGCUCCCUCCUUCAAAUAGCUGUGCCACGCCACACCACACUGCAACUCCACCUAAACCAUCUCCAGUAGUUUGGAAAGGUUUUCUUCCCGAUCAAUUUCAAAGUAAUCCAGGAAGCAGAUCAGGUGUGGAUUGCAAAGUGCCUAUAUGAGCCUACAGGUCAGCUGAAGCAGAACUUUGAAGCCUGCUGGUUUCACCCCCCACUGGAGCCCAAACCCUCUCGUCCUGAGCCUGGGUGGUACCACCGGCAGAGGCUGUUCAUCUGGGCACCCAUGAGGAUGUGGGGGAUUUCCUUAAAAUGAACAGCUCCGGUAUAUAUAGAAAGGUCAGGGAGGUGAUUGAUGUGGAUAGCCGCUACUACCUAGUGGGAGGGGACUAUCCGUGUUCGAACCCUUCACUCUUAGUCUGCCCAUGGAGCCAGGAUAUUCUCUCCCAGUUGGAUGUGGCACACAGGAGCCUGUUCCCCGCUGUCCUCACGACCCAGCUGGCUCUGGACAGGAAAGGUGUGACUUUCCUCAAGCCAAGGACCAGUGGAAACAGUUCCUCCUACGUCCAGUCUGCAAUGGAAGAAGCGCACAGUGAGGAGUGGGCACGGCAGACCAUCCGCUACCUCUCGGACUGUGAGCGCCACAAGAAGAUGGCUACGUUCAUCCCCUCUGCAGCUGUCUAUCUUCCUCCACCAACCUUCAGGCCCCUUCCACUUGCUCAAUGGUUUGAGACGGUCCACUCCAACGACAUUCUCAGCCAUCUGGAUGAGAUGAAGGGAGUGAUCACUUCUACCUAUGGUAGAAUUCUGAAGAUGGAUUCAACAAAGAAGAUCACCAAGAAGCUGGCUGGCGGGAUCGGGGACAGUGCUGCAUGGAUAUCCAAUAUCGGAAACGAGUUUGGCCAGGUCCUGAACUCUGUUCUGACGUCGGGUGAAGGUGCAGGGUUGGAAGAGUUGUGCCAAGGCGUCGUCACUCGGUACAAGAAUGCAGGCCAAGCUGAACCUGAGGCCAUCUAUGUCGACCGAGACUGCUGCAGCCAGUCAGGUGUGUCUUCAGUGGCUAAGCUGUUUCACCCAUGGCAAUCUGCAGUGCGCUUGGACAGCUUCCACUUUAUGAGACGCUUUAACUGCGGCCUCACAACAGAACACCACCCUCUAUAUGGCAUCUUUUGUGCCAAGCUUUCCUCCUGCAUUUUUGCAUGGGACCAGGAGGAUGUGCAACGCCUGAAGGAGGCCAAGAGAGCAGAGUGGAAGAGCAGCCACAGCGGGCAUACUCCCACUGAGGAACAGCUCAUGGCCACCAUCAGUCCAGGCGAACUGAAGAGGCACUGCAGGAGGAGGACCCGUGGAGUGGAGGAGAUACGGGGCAUGAUCUCAGGGCUGCUGGAAUCGGUGUGGGAGCUGACGGACACCACAGGGCUGCGUCUGGUGAGCCAUGACAGCAUGCGCCAUGUCUGGGAAGUACAGCAGAAGCACCUGGAGUGCCUCCAAGACCCUGCAGGUGUUGCACUGUACACGAAGGUGGGGACACUCCAGAAGGGCGGCAAAGAGCUGGACAUCCUAAGGUGUGGUAGGGGGUCCUCCUCCCUGGAGAGGACCCCCACUGUCGGGUAUUCAUGUGUAUUCACUUUACAAUAA